Molecule: messenger RNA, 1314 nt
Organism: Linderina pennispora
Lineage: Eukaryota; Fungi; Kickxellomycota; Kickxellomycetes; Kickxellales; Kickxellaceae
Product: pyruvate dehydrogenase kinase
Exons: 2
Coding region: 1-1269 (422 amino acids)
Biological process (GO): regulation of glucose metabolic process; protein phosphorylation
Cellular component (GO): mitochondrion
Molecular function (GO): pyruvate dehydrogenase (acetyl-transferring) kinase activity
Source: RefSeq, a predicted model, not a curated record
AUGUCCGGAAUUACAAAAGAACUCGCCACAAGAAUUGCCCACUUUGCGCGGUUCCCGCAGACUGGCGUCUCGCUGCGCCAGAUGGUCGAGUUUGGCCAGAACCCGUCGCAAGGCACGCUUCUGCGCGCUGCCCAGUUCCUCCACGACGAGCUGCCCAUCCGGCUUGCCCACCGCGUUGUCGAGCUUGACUCUCUGCCGGACGAUCUGAAUCAGAUGCCGUCGGUGUUGCGCGUCAAGCGCAUGUACAUUGACUCGUUCAACGAGCUAAUCAACUUCCCGAAAGUGUCGGAGCGCAUACGAGAGGCGGUCAAGGCCUCCACAGUACAAUCAGAGGCUGAGUGGAGGCAGCUGCCGAGGAACGCACCCAAUAUGACGCACUUUGACCAGCCAAAGAGUGCGACGCAUUGGAUUCCGUCGAUUCAGCACCGCUACCACUACGAUGUCAAGCCGACAGAGCUGCCGGUCGAAGUGUCCGAGUACAACCGCAGUUUUGUGCGCACCUUGGAGACCAUCAAGCGGCGGCACGACCCGGUUGUCACCGCAUUGGCCCAGGGCGUGGUCGAGUACAAGAAAUUGCGCGGCCGGAAAACCAUCGACAACCCGGUGCAGCACUUUUUGGACCGCUUUUACCUCUCGCGCAUCGGCAUCCGGAUGCUGAUCGGCCAGCAAAUCGAGCUCAACCAGCAGCAGAAGCACAAAGACUUUGUCGGCAUCAUCUGCACAAAGACACGCAUCGCCGAGGUUGUCCAGGAGGCCAUCGAUAAUGCCCGCUUUAUCUGCGGCGAUUAUUACAUGCUCAUGAGCGUGCCCGAGAUCGAGCUGCACUGCCCAAAGGAGCUCGAGUUUAUGUAUGUCCCGUCGCAUCUCCACCACAUGGUCUUUGAGCUGCUCAAAAACUCGCUGCGCGCUGUCGUCGAGCUCUACGGUGACGAGGCUGACAGCUAUCCGCCCAUCAAGGUCGUGAUUGCCGAGGGCAACGAGGACAUCACGAUCAAGGUGUCUGAUGAAGGCGGCGGCAUCCCGCGCAGCGCCAUCGACCAGGUGUGGACGUACAUGUACACGACUGCCCAGACGCCGAUGCUUGACCCCGACUUUGACCAGUCGGAUUUCAAGGCGCCAUUGGCCGGCUUUGGCUACGGCCUGCCACUCAGCCGCCUGUACGCUCGGUACUUUGGCGGCGACCUGAAGCUGAUCUCCAUGGAGGGCUACGGCACCGACGCCUACCUGCAUCUGUCACGGCUCAGCGAUAAUGAAGAGCCCCUGGCAUAAUUGUUCCACUAUGUAUUUGAAAUAUGAAUCCCCAUUUGCUUACUC